Molecule: messenger RNA, 698 nt
Organism: Lactuca sativa (garden lettuce)
Lineage: Eukaryota; Viridiplantae; Streptophyta; Magnoliopsida; Asterales; Asteraceae
Source: RefSeq, a predicted model, not a curated record
UUCAUUUUACAAAAUGAAUCCUUGUCUUUUUUUACUUUUCUCACUUCUCUUGCUCCUUGUGACUAAAACUGCUAGCCAAUUGGGAGGCGAUUAUAGAAAUGGUGUUACGAACAAGUGUUUGCAUAAGGAGAGGCUUGAUCUCCUUCUUUUCAAAGCUUCCCUUCAUGACCCCAAUGAUACUCUCUCUACAUGGAGAUCUGACGAACAUGAUUGUUGUAAUUGGAAAGGAGUCACGUGCAACAACCAAACAUGUCAUGUCAUAGGGCUUGAUAUUUCCGGCUCUAGUCUUGGAGGACUAUGUGGACCUCCUCUUACCGAAAAAUGUCCCGGGGCUGAAGAUUUAAAAGUACCACCCGUCGUUGGAGAAAGUGAGGGUGAUGCAGAAGGCGUAGAUGAAGUUUGGGGAUGGUUCUAUAUUGGUGGGGGGACUAGUUUUGCUACUGGAUUUUGGAUAACAUGUGGGGUUUUACUUGUGAACCGUCGUGGAAGACAUGUUUUUUUUUCAAUGUUAUGAUAACUUCAAAGCUUGGGUCUAUAUGUAGGUGGUGGUGUUAAUUUCAAAUUUGCAAAAGGCUAGAGAGACGUAAAUUUCUCUCUAUUUUUUAGUAUAUAAUGUAAUUUGACAGGGGUUCUAAGUCCCCGGUAUCAAUAAAUUUGUCACUAACACGAUGGGUGGCCAUUUUCCCCGUGUUGUAUGA